Molecule: messenger RNA, 4695 nt
Organism: Ictidomys tridecemlineatus (thirteen-lined ground squirrel)
Lineage: Eukaryota; Metazoa; Chordata; Mammalia; Rodentia; Sciuridae
Gene: Entrep2
Product: endosomal transmembrane epsin interactor 2
Cellular component (GO): membrane
Source: RefSeq, a predicted model, not a curated record
GUCCCGCCUGCGCGAGUGCCCGGGCCGCUCCCGCAUCGUGCUGGCGCUCGGGGCCACGCAGAUGGCGCUCGGAUGCCUCAUCGUGGCUGUCAGCUUCGCCGCGUUGGCGCUCACUACCUCCGCCCGCGUCCGUCACUCCUGCCCCUUCUGGGCUGGCUUCUCGGUGCUGCUGUCGGGACUCAUUGGUGUCGUCUCCUGGAAGAGGCCUCUCUCUCUUGUGAUAACCUUUUUCAUGCUGCUUUCUGCAGUGUGUGUAAUGCUGAAUUUGGCUGGUUCAAUCCUUUCCUGUCAGAAUGCUCAGCUAGUCAACUCCCUAGAAGGCUGCCAGUUGAUCAAGUUUGACAGUGUGGAGGUGUGUGUCUGCUGUGAGCUGCAGCACCAGUCAUCUGGCUGCAGCAACCUCGGGGAGACGCUGAAGCUGAACCCACUGCAGGAGAACUGCAACGCUGUGAGGCUGACCUUGAAGGAUCUCCUCUUCAGUGUGUGCGCCCUCAAUGUCGUCUCCACCAUCGUGUGUGCUUUGGCCACGGCUAUGUGCUGCAUGCAGAUGGUCUCCUCUGACGUCCUGCAGAUGUUCUUUCCGCAAAGGUCGCAUUCUGCCAAUCCUGCCUGUGUGACUCCCCAUGGCACGGUUCUCCAUCAGACGCUGGAUUUCGAUGAGUUCAUCCCUCCGCUUCCACCUCCACCUUACUACCCUCCCGAGUACACCUGCACACCCUCAAUCGAGACCCAGAGGGGCCUCCACCUGGACUUUGCUUCCUCUCCAUUCAGCACUUUGUAUGAUGUUGCCAUCAACAGCCCUGGCAUGCUGUACCCUGCUGAGCUCCCGCCGCCGUACGAGGCCGUGGUGGGCCAGACUCCUGCCAGCCAGGUUACAAGCAUUGAUCACCAGGUGGCUGAGUCUAGCUCCGGGGACCCAAACACCACUGCUGGCUUCAGCACACCAGUGCCAGCCAGCAGCGCAAGCCUCCCAACGUCAGAUGGAGCAACCUCACUGGGUCCAAGCCAACCAUCCCCCGACGACACCGCAGGCACCUCACCGCCCCUGCCACCUACCCCAGGCCCCCUGGAGGCUACAGGUGUGAGCAUGCAGGCACAGCCAAGUCCUGGGCGUGUGGCCCGCUCUGCCAGUGACCCUACCUCCUGUGCAUCCAGUGAGGCAGAUGCCUCUUCACACUCUGCCUCGUGCAGCCAGGACCUUGAAACAAGACUGUCUCGGGCUACUCUGGGGACAGUUUCCACAUCUCGCUCAGUCAUGGCUACCUAUCAGCACCAGCUCUCACCCUCCAGGGACCCUGGGACCUGGAAAACUGACCAACAAUCAAAGCCAGAGGCCUUACAGAUGGUCUCGAAAGUGCGGCCACACUCUUUAGUGGACAGCAAGGCCUAUGCAGACACCAGGGUUUUGGUGGCUAAGUUUUUGGAACACUCGAACUGUGCCCUCCCUCCAGAGGUGCGGCAUGUGGUGGGCACCAUCCACUCUGCAGUCACCUUGGAGGAGAACCCGGUAGAGGAGGCCGUCUUUGGUGCUGGAGUCCUGGACCAGCUAUGAAGCCACCAGAAGUCUGGACGGGACACUGACGGAACUGGUGUCAAGCACAGCCUUUUCUUGCCAGAAGAUACCAUGCUUGACUGGGAGGAGCCUUUGGCCCAGCUUGGCAGAGGACAAAUGGAGACCACCCGGAAGUGUUAUUCCUUCUCUUGAGGUGGCCCUGAUCAAUGGUCUUCUUGGGAACUGCAUUUGUUACCCAUUCCAGUACUUCGGAAUGAUGAUUCUCUUGUGUCCUUAGUGAAUUUGUUUUCAUCAGGCAUGUAGCACUUUGAACUGACCAGCGUGACGUGAAUGCCGAUACAUGACAGGUGACAUUCAUGUCACUGAGAGACACUAUAUCUCCUCCAAAUCAGGGCCAUGAAAGCAGGAUUCUCCUCCAUCCCCAAUGUAGUUUAGUAUUAAGUGGAUAGAGGAUGUCAUUCCGUCAUGGGACUAUUUUCCCCUGUGGUUCGUAUCUCUCUUUAAUGAAACCUUUAUCCUAUUACAGCCUAUUGUUUCCUUUAAAAGGAAAUAAGUAACUUCAGCACAGGUGGCACCCUGAGCCCAGCUCUCUGCCCACAGGGCUACAGAGCUAUUGUGCAAACAAAUCCACCGUGGUGGGAUUCACCAUGGCCCUGCCACCCCUGGGAAGCAAGAAGGUAUUGCAAGGGCUUUAAGGCACCUGCCAUCUUCUUGUCUCCUGGACCUCUCAGCUGGGCCUCCGUCUGUGAGCUGCCAUCCCCGCUUUCUCCCUAGGCUCCCCUUUCUCCAUGGUCCCCUGUCCUUAAACCAGAGUCAACAAAUAACAGUAAGCACCUUCCCCUUGUAUCUAAGCUCACCUCACUGACCUGGGUUGGGCACAGGGCCCCUUUCUCCAGGGUGUGUAUACCUCCUGCUAAAGCAUGACCCAGCACUAUCCUUCCCCCAGCCAGGUGGCAGCAGGUAUAUCUGCAUUGCAUAUUUCUAUGAGAGCUCUCUCUGUGUUGGUCAUGCAGAAGCAGCAAGCCCAGCUUGGGUCCAACUCGAUUGCCUUUGGCCAACUUGGGCACCUUUGACUUUCUUGCCCCACCCUUGCCCCUUGUUUUCUGGCAACAUCAGCUGCAGUCACUUCUCAGCAAUGGCCCUAGAGCAGCACUGUCCACAAGAAUUUUCUUUGUGCAGGAAACACCUGUACCUGGACCAUACAAAACAGUAGUCACUAGUACAUAGGGCUGUUGAGUCCCCCAACUGUGGCCAGUGGUUCCUGCUUUGGGCAAAAAGCUUACCUUUGUGCCUGGCACAGCAAGUGCAAAAGAUGGGCCAGAGGGUACCCACCACUGCUCAGUGCCUGGCUAGGGGUUCGUGAUGCUCUUCUCUGUUCUGCAUGGCCUGUGCCUAUUCUUGAGCCCCCCCCCCCACCUCAAUAUCCCGCAUUCCAUCCCUCAGCCUCUAAUUGCAGUUCAUCUAAUGUGCUGGGGGCACUUCUCUGUGUUUGGAUGUGGGGCAGGGGGUAGAAGGAGGGUUCCAAUACAAAUAUGGUAUAGGAACCCCCCCCCAGCCAGGGUCAGCUGCUAAUGGUUUGAUUGCUUUGCCAAUGUCCUUGGUUGCUACCUCCCUGAAGUUACUGAGCUCAAAAUAUAUGAAUCAGGCCUUUUGACAGCAAUCUUCCUUUUCCACAAGAGACAUACUAGAGAUGAGUUUAUGAGCACUUUAUUCAGACUAUGAAAUGGAAAAUCUUCUCUAAUUUUUCUCAAGUGAGGGCUUUUGAAGCAGUCCCUUUGCAGGUAAAGUUAAUUGAUAGUUUUUCAGAAUGGCUUCCCCUGAGCCAUGGGCAAAGCAAAGUAUUUACAUCCUGAUGUCCUAGUCCGGGGAUAGCAGUAUUUUCACGGUCUCUGAGGUGAGCCAGAGCAUAGCCAGCUGUAGGCAGGGUGGGGGGGGGUGCCUGCUGGCAGGGCAGGCAGUGGCAAGUGGGGGGUGUACACAGCAGUGUCCCUGAGCCCUGCCACUGGCUGGGAUAAACCAUGCAGACCUCAGACCUGCUUACAGUCUGACUGAGGCCAAGACUACGUCCCAUGACACUGACUCAAGCUCUGGGGUAUUUUUAUUGUGCAGUAAGGGGACAAGUCAUCCUCGUGUUCUGUGUCCUUCACUUUGCCUCUCUGCAACAGGGCCUUAUCAUCUGUCAUUUGGGUCUCCUGCCUCAGGCUGUACCUUCCUUCAAGCAUAGACUGACGUGCUGUCCUAAAACCUUCAGUCCCAGGCAUUGUUCAGAAAGUGCCAUCCACACACAUACCCACUCACACUCAGUUCUGUAUUUGCUGUCGUAACAACUCUAUUUUGUGGAUAAAGAAACUGUAUCCAACUGGAUGCCACUUGGCUAGAACCUUCUGCCUCAUGGAAACAAGCCUGGCCCCUCCUCUCAAGGCCAGGUUGACCCACACGAACACUGGGAAGGCCAAAGCUCCAGGCUUCCAGGAAAGAUCCCCAGAAGGCACAGCGGCUGGUAAGGCGCACUUGGGAGUGUGCUGGCAACUUCAGCUCUGGUCCCGUUGACCCAGUUCAGCGACAUCCUGGUGGUAGCAGUUCCAGCAGCAGGCCUCCAAGGCUCCAAGCAGCAUGUGGGCUCUCAGCCAAUGGGAGAGCUGGCUUCCUGCCCUUUGCUGUGCAUCCUUUCCAUCUGGAAGCUUAUUCUCCUGUUUCCUGUUUUGGUAUCUGGAACAGGCCUGAAUGGCUGUUUUAAGAAGUUCCUUUCCCCACUUCCGUAUGGCUGGGACCUAGGCAGGAACCCAAAGGAGGCUGGCGGCUACUGGGACACCACCUUUAACCCUGGCCUGGGGGGCGGGGUGUGAGGAUGCUGAGGUGGGCAAACUUUGGUCCCCAACUCUAUGGCUAACAAGGUUCGGGGCAUCUUUCACAAGCACUCAAGGUCUCCUUGAGCUAGAGGUAAACACACAAAUUAAAACUUGUGAUGAACCAUGAUGCAACAGAAAGCUUAUUUCAGAUGGAUGUUCCUUUUCUUUCCCCUCUGCUGUAUCAACUCACAGAAGCUGCUAAGGCAGAAUUUAGAGAAAAUUGUUUUCAAGCCACCAGAGACCUGUUUGUACAACUCAAACGGUUGUAUUUAUUUAAUGUACCUCAAGGUGUUUUAAUAAUGAUCAGUGUUUUAAUAAAAAGUAUUUCUGGCC